ACAGAGUCUUAUGAAGUUAACAUUGAUGUCAUAAGUAAGAAUAAUGCUUCGUAAAGGAACUAGUCUGGUUCAGAUUUCAGGGAGGAGUGAAACAUUCUAGAAAUUUCGAUUUAUUUUGAUCGCCACGUAUGCACUAUAAAUAGCGGAGACUAUCUCAAUAGGUCGAUGGGCGUUAUACUUCUCCUCCAUGAGACAGGAAUAUACAGGGUGAAUAUGGUAGCAUGACGACAGUGUGGUCAUGAGAUGGUUGACCGGAAGGUGUAGCUACUCUGCUACCGUACCAAACAACUAGCUACUGGUCUCCUGUGCGCUGCGACAUAUUCCUUAAAGUACGAGACGACAGGAGAAAAAGACUCACGACGCUUAUGCAGUGACUGUCGUCAAAGCCAUCCAAGUUCGUUCACACCUGUUCAAGACUCUCCAUCACAGGUGCACUGUUAAGUAUGGUACGGCGGGAAUAUGUAUUGGGCCAAUACACCAACACGGAAACUCUAAGGAGGACCUUCAAAUCUGUUUUAGAGAAGAACCGGGAGGGUUUAGAAUGUCUUCAAGGUUUGCAAGAGGAGACCCUUGUGAAAAUAACUUCAUAUCUUUAUCAUCUGAUGAAGAGUAUAGCUGUAAAGUUAUACGCAAGUUUAUUUCCUGCUCUUGAUGAUUCACAGAUGGCCGAUCUCUUUGAAGAAGACAACACUGAACUUGAAGCAUUAUCAAUAUCAAAUAAAAUUUAUACAGACAGCAUAUUGACGGGAAUUUUGAGCAAAAUUGACUCGGCAUUUGAAAUGAUUUCAAUUAAAGGAAAAUACUUUGUGGACAGUGGUCUGGUCAGUUUUGAAAAAGAUGACCAUACACUUGAAGUCCGUGGAGAACAUUCAAAGGAACAUACAAAAGACACCUUGGAGAGGCUACAGGAACUGAUAGAGCAAAGGAGUGAUAGGACAUUGUUCAGUCAUUAUGUAACGUACUUUGAGUUACCAGCGCAAAUAUAUAGUAUAUUUACUGUACAUAAUAUUCAGUAUUCAUGUCCAACACAAAUAUUUGAUCAAAAUACAGAUCCCUUUUUUGUGGAUUUGAAACAUUUUCAAGAAAAAUUAACAGCGUUUUGUGGGUCCCCAUUGUCUCAUACCAAGUUGCCGGACAUUGACCUCAGUGAUAUCGCUCGACAUGAACAAUUUGAACAAAUUAUGAAAACACUGAAUGACCUGGAAAACGCAUUACAGUACAGGCCACCGUCAGAUGGCAGCACUGGUCGUCCAGAUGAGAGCAAUAUGCAAAAUAUCUGGAAACUUUUUGAAAGGUUUUUGUUACAAAGAUUUGCGAUUCAGAAGCCAGGAGGUGUCAACAUCUCCCUUCAUCACACUCCGCAAUUAUUUUGAAAAACUAGCGAGGGGGGAAGCAUUAAGUAUUGAGGACGAAAUGAGGUAUGAAGGUUUGAGAUUUGCAUCCUUUGAAGAAUAAACGUGGAAACUUCAUCUCUCCGUCUGGCGGCAGCAGGUUCUACGCUACAGGAGAUGAAGAUGAGACUAGAUGCUUCAGCUGUGGUGUGACAUACAGGAACUGGGAAAUGAGGGACAACCCAUUUGUUAUUCAUAGUCGCAUUUCCCCUAAUUGCAUCCAUGCAAUUGGAACAGAUGAAAGGAAUGUCCCCAUUCAGCUUCCAUCAGAAGGUGCAACAGUUACUCCACCAAGAGAAGGCCAUGGUAGCACUCCUGUGGCGAGUGAGUCAGAAAGCGCUACCCAAAUCCAAGGAGCAGUCGGUGUUGCAAUGAGUAACGCAGGAGAAAGUUAUAAUCAGAUUGUCGAUGAAAUGCCUCCUAGGCAGUCAGCUCGCUACAGUGAUAGUGCGUUGCCAUCAUCACCAACAUCAAGGUUGAGGUUUGAAGAUGCAGUACACCCUCACUACAGUAACUCUGGACACCGUCUGGAGUCUUUCCACUUGUGGCCCGAGGGACACACCCACAGUCCUGAAGAGCUUGUCCGUGCAGGAUUUUUCUAUGCAGGUUAUUCCGACUGUGUGCGCUGUUUUGUGUGCGGUCUUGGUCUGAGAACAUGGGAGGAGGGUGAUGACCCCUGGAUGGAGCACAUCCGCUGGAGGUCAUCUUGUGCCUACGUGGAAGCCGCAAGAGGCAAGAACUUCAUCAUCCAGACGCUGGCAGCCAUUGGGCGGGCCACACAUACACCAGAGCAGAAUACUGGUGGAAUUCAGCAACGUUCAUCCAAUGACAGACACAACCAUGAUACUUCAAAGGAAGACAUCUUGAGAACUAGUGCGUGUGAGAGAGCCCUAGAGAUGGGUUUCAGCAGAGGACAAGUGAUGUUGGCAGCUCAGUCUACCAUUGCCAGUGCAGGGAGACAGGCAUUAACACUACCCGGUCUUAUUGAGAGGAUACUAGUUGUUGGAAGCCCAGAUGAAGCAGAAGGUGCUCAAGGUGGAUACUCCGGUGGGAACUCCCAGGAACAAAAUGGACAGGCGGGGAAGGUGAUGUCAAGUAGAAUGGGAAAUACGGAUAGCAGAUCGUCAGGUGAAAAGAACAAUACAACAAGGCAGGCACACCUGCUCAGAUCUCCACCAGUUAGCACAGAUAGUGGAUACAAAUCUUUGCCUGUAGAGAACCAUGUUAGACUGCCUCCAGCACAGCAAACAUCGGGAAAUAUUCAUACUGGACAUCCCAGCACAAACAUCAAUUACAAUCUGGAAAUUGCAGCUCAACCAUCACCAGGAGCAGAGGGCCCUGAAGAGAGAGGAAGACCGAAGGAAUCAAACGCACCUGUGAAUAGAUUCUCAAGUUUUCCUACCAACCGACAUGAAAUCAAGGAAAUUGAUAAAAUACAGAAAACUGACAAUAAGAAAGGCAAGGGCAAGGGAGACCGGAAGGCUACCGCAGAAGAGACACGGCAACUAAAAGAGUCAAGUGCGUGUAAGAUAUGUUUUGAGGAGCCCGCCAACAUCGUCUUCCUCCCCUGUGGACACCUGGUGGCCUGUGCCGUGUGCUCACCAGCUCUAGAACUUUGCCCAAUCUGCAGGAAACACAUCCGGGGAACUAUCCGUGUUCAUAUGAUUUCUCGAGAGAAACAUAUAGACCACUUAUAAAUACAUGGAAUACUGUAAAGAAGAACAGGUUUUGCUGAACUUGAUUCAAAACAUCGAUUUCAUCCUUUAGCAUUCUCCAGAAAAUAUGUGAACAAUGUGUAAAUAGAUAUCUUGGCAGAAGACAUGUGCAUAUUAUAUUGUAGCGAGACAACAACGUUAUCUGAAACCCUUGCCACAGCCCGAUUAGAAUUGUGUUUCUUCAUAUAGCAAAGAGUAGCAAAGAAGUAAAUGAUACCAGAUAAGAGAAGACAUGCAUAACGAAAGCUGGACAUCAUCAGCAAAACGAUUAAAUGUAAAAUAAAUACACAUAAGAGGCACUUUGUAUCAUAAUGGAAAACAGUAAUUUAUGACAUCACUUUUCAAACUCAGAAACUUCCUGAAACUUUCGAAGUUUCUGAGAAAACCUUUCCAGAACAUCAUUCAGACUCUCUAGCUGUAACACUGUACGCUCACGAUAACAAGAAAAAACAUGUAGCAUGGGAGAUGACCCUGAAAUUUAUUCAUUUAAGGCGCCACUUUGAAUAGGCAUGCAGCCUUCCAUUUAUGUAACUUCGAUAGGUUUUGAGAAAACAGGUCCCCAGCAAGCCAACAUGUGAAGAACUCUAAAUGGUGUAUAGGGACCCAUUUUACUACCUCAGGACGGAAUGACAUUUACCUGCUUUAAAAGUUACAAAAAUCACAAAUUACGAUUGUUUCAGUUUAGAAUACGACAGAGAAUUAAAGCAAAACAAAUUCAUAUCUAAAAUGACUAAAUGAAAUCUGAUGAUUCCUGUGGUUUGGGGCUCUCAUAUUAUUGUGCGUGCGUUUUAUCCGUGUCAUGAAAAAUAAAUAGCUUUUAAAAAUAUUUUCUAUAUCAAAUCUAUAUACACUGAAAUACAAUGAACAGUAUUAGAGAGGCUGUGACACUUCUUGGGGAACCAUUAAUACAGAUUAUAUUCUUAAUAUAAAGUUCAUUUGCACAAACGUUUAUGUUUCGGAUGGAAUGACGCCAUAUAAACUUGAAAGUCCGUAUCAAACUAUUUGCAUCAGAAUAUUCUAUAGAAAAAUGCAAUCCCCUCACAUAGUGACAGAGGGGUAAACUUAAACAACGGAACAUGCACCGACAUGUGUAUCUCCUCACCAAGAUUCAUACACAUGCCAUACUAGCAACUUAAUAUAAAACAAUGUGAAUGAAUAUAUAAAUAGUGCAGUGCACAGCUAUCAGUUGACAUAAUCGGUUACAUUGACAAUUAAAACAAAUUGUUAUUUUAUUUCUUCAUAUUAAAAUAAACAUUGCUAUGUCUUGCACUGUUAUGUGACUACAUUUAAUAUAAAUUAUUCUUUAUGUAUAUAUCCUGUACAUAUUAUGAAGCAUUGUAGCAAUGUAUCUCAAGCACUAUGAUAUUACGGGGGUGAUAGCCUAGUGGUUAAAGCGUUCGCUCGACACGCUGAAGACCCGGGUUCAAUUCCCCACAUGGCUGCAAUGUGUGAAGCCCAUUUCUGGUGUUCCCCGCCGUGAUAUUGCUGGAAUAUUGCUAAAAGCGGCGUAAAACAAAACUUACUCACUCACUCACUAUGGUAAUAUCGUUGACAAUACCGUGGUGCAUCUUAAACAUAUUCUCGGGUAAUGUAUUCAACAGGAUUUUCCGAUCACCAGAUUGUCCUUAAAUAUUCUAUGGUACACUAUGUAAUUCCCUCAAUGGUUGACUAAUAAACCCGUCGUUAAUUU
This is a messenger RNA of Haliotis rubra (blacklip abalone), 4796 nucleotides long. Its product is annotated as baculoviral IAP repeat-containing protein 3-like. The record is from RefSeq and is a predicted model, not a curated record. Gene Ontology annotation, cellular component: cytoplasm; nucleus. Gene Ontology annotation, molecular function: ubiquitin protein ligase activity; cysteine-type endopeptidase inhibitor activity involved in apoptotic process. Lineage: Eukaryota; Metazoa; Mollusca; Gastropoda; Lepetellida; Haliotidae. Gene Ontology annotation, biological process: positive regulation of protein ubiquitination; regulation of cell cycle; negative regulation of apoptotic process. The transcript is spliced from 8 exons. Bases 1562 to 3088 code for a protein of 508 amino acids.